AUGGAUCUGAAGGGCCACAAAGCAAAGCUAAACAUGGAGGCUUCAGUUACGGACGACUCGGAUAGUGAUUUUCGGAACUCUACAGACGACGAAACCGACAGCAUGGAGGAAUCUAUCGUUUCGGAUUCGGAGGUUGAGUUGCCGCUGAGUGAGAAUGAUGAUCGAACUACAGGUGUUUGCCACAAUAUGCGGCGAUCAAGAUCUCUGGGCUCUGGCCGCUCCAAGGCCGUUGCCUGUGGUUAUGGGAGCCACACCUCGGCUAUGCGAGCUUGCCCACGCCAUAUUGCGGAUUGCCAGGACGGUAUUCUUUGCGCCAUCAAACUCCUUGAAGAGGCUUUAGAACUACGUUUGUCUAUGGGAAGGAAUGAUUGUGGCGGUGUCUGUGCCUGUCGGCAAGCCGCGAGAUCCACACACGACUACCAGAGCGCGGCAUCCCAAACGGAUAGGCAUUCGGACUAUUUGCAUUCAUCUCCAUUUUCGGACUCAUUUGCCAUUGGUUCCGAUUCGGACGUUCCGUUGCUGAGGUCAAGGUUCCGUCACUACGGUAAACGCUGA
This is a messenger RNA of Ilyonectria robusta, 555 nucleotides long. RefSeq lists its product as uncharacterized. Lineage: Eukaryota; Fungi; Ascomycota; Sordariomycetes; Hypocreales; Nectriaceae. The record is from RefSeq and is a predicted model, not a curated record. Bases 1 to 555 code for a protein of 184 amino acids. The transcript has 2 exons.